Stegostoma tigrinum is the source of this 6747-nucleotide messenger RNA. It is a transcript of the gene ablim3, whose product is annotated as actin binding LIM protein family, member 3. Gene Ontology annotation, cellular component: actin cytoskeleton; stress fiber. NCBI's taxonomy places the organism in Eukaryota, Metazoa, Chordata, Chondrichthyes, Orectolobiformes, Stegostomatidae. The coding region runs from base 3856 to 5910 and encodes 684 amino acids. The transcript has 26 exons. The record is from RefSeq and is a predicted model, not a curated record. Gene Ontology annotation, biological process: lamellipodium assembly; cilium assembly; cytoskeleton organization. Gene Ontology annotation, molecular function: actin filament binding.
GCUGAGGUUAGGGUGGUGUGUGGGCUGUAGUACCUGGACGUGGAGGUGGUGACUGCAGCAGCGGUUCCGGAAGUUCUGUGGCCGGCGGAGGCAGAUGUGACGUCAUCGAUCUCAAAACAAAAAACAGCUACCUGUGCUUUAGAACCCACGUUUCCAAACAGCUAAGGAAACUGGCAAAAUUUAUUUCUCUACAGGGCUUCUCAGAUCCUAACUUCAUAACAACUUUAUUUCAAGCAUGGACAAAAGAGCUGAAUUCAAGAGGUGAAAUGAGAGGCUUGUUCUUGAACCCAGGCUAGCACUGAUGGAUGCUGCAUUUCACCCAUGAAUCUUCUUCCACAUAGAUCAGAAUUUCAAUUGGAUUUAAAUUCCACUUAACACAAAAAUAAAAGCAAAAGGUGGAUUUCUCCUGACAGCAGAGAAAAGUCAUUCCCCUAUUUAUCAUUUCUUGUUAUACUGUGUUCUCUGUUUGAAGUUGCCCUGUGAUUCUACAGGUAAGACAUUACAUGGAUCUGACACAGCACUUGGCCAGACAGAACUGAAUUUAUACUUGCAGUUAUUUUUUGCAUUUUUGUCUAUAGCUGUCCUCUUUUAAAAAUCAACGUAUUUUGGAAUUAAAAGUUAAAACAAUGAGCACAGUGUUUCAGCUUCUGGUCUUCAUGGUGACAAUAGAUAGUGUAUGGUUUAGAUUAAUCAUCUUAUCUGUACAGUGUACCUGUUAGCUAGUACUAACUAUGAGAACAUGAGUGUAACAGCUGAGAAAAAACAUUCAGGCCAUCAAGUCUACUCAAGUCAACAAGAUCAUAAGUGAUCUGAUAAACUCCAAUUCCCAUUUUCUGCCUCUUGCUAAAGUUGUUGAAAGUCCUCCUCAAAAUGAAGUUUAUUGAGAGGAGUUUGAAUACAGAAACUAAGAAGCGGUAGGAAGAAGAAAAGAAGAUAAUUAGUGGUGAGUACUGGUAUUUGAGUUUACCAGAAUAGAAAGAAAAUGAGAAUCACAUUACUGAAAAGAACUUUGCGUCUUGCAAAGACGUGUUUUUUGGCUGAAUGACUUUUAAUUUUUUUUAGCCCAGAGACAGAGAAAUUACACUCUCUUACAGAUUAAAACUCUGUCUAUCUCAGCUUUAGAUAUGCUUGAUAAUCUACCUCCUGCAGGCCUCUAUAGUAAUGAAUUCCCACAGCUUCUCCAUCCUUUGAGAGAAGAAAUUCUCCUCAUUUCUGUCCUAACUGAGUAAAGCCUGGCUCAGAGAUUACAUCCUUUGGUCGUAGGCUGUCCCAAAGGGAGACAAUCUCUCAGCAUCAACCUUAUCAAGUCCCCUAAGAAUCUUACCUUCUUCAUAAGGUCUCCUCUCAUUCUUCUAAACUCCAACAAUUACAGGACCAACCUACUCAAUCGGUCCACAUAGGAAAAUCCCUCCAUACCCAAACUACCUCAACUUCUCAGCAUAGAAAAAUACUGGGGUCCAUCUAGUGAAUCUUCUCUGGACUAUCUCAAAUGCCAAUAUAUCUUUCUUAGAUAAGAGAUCUUUAUAGUAUCCUAGGUGUGUUAUGAUUAGUUUCUUGUGUAGUUUUAGCAAGACAACUCUAUUUUGGAAAUCUAUUCACUUUCAAAUAAUGUCCUUCAUUCCACAUACCUCCCCCAUUACCUGCUGAACUUUUAUGCUAGUGAUUUGUCAAAUCCAUCAUUGCUGCAACAUUCUGCAGUCUUUUUCCAUUUAAAUAAUAUUCAGCUGCUCUAUUCUAUCUGUCAAAGUCCAUAACCUCACAUUUCCCACAUUGUAUUCCAUCUGCCAAGCUUUUGACACUCACUUAACGUAUCGAUAUCCCUCUGCAGAUUUUUUGUAUCAUCCACAAACUUGCUUGCCUUAUCCAGGUAACUGAUAUAAAUUGUAAAUAAUUGUGUCCCCAACACUUAUCCCUAUGCCACUCUACUUUUUAAAGGUUGUCAUCCUGAAAAUGUCUCUGCCAAUGAUCAAACUCCCUGCCUACUAUUGGUUAACCAAUCCUCUAUCCAAGCUAAUAUACCAUCCCAACACCAUGACCUGAUCUUAUUAAAUAGCUCUUCCUAUUGACUCUUGAUUUGUUUUUUGUUUCCUAUCAUGAAGACUGAUGCAACGUAUUUAUUCAAUUCCCCUGCCAUUCCUGGUUCAACAUUAUUAUUUCCCCAGCCUUUCUCCAAUGUGUCAAUGUUUCAUUUUGAACUCAGUCUUGCCUUUUAUGUUUUUAAACAAACUAUUGCUUUCUGAUUUGAUGUGACUCAGUUAUCUUUUGGUGGAUUUUAAGACCUUUCUAAUCCUUUGGCUACUAUUUGCCUAUGUUUGUUUGGUUAAAGAUAGUAUAAUAAAGAUUCUUUGGUGUUUCAAUUCAACACCAGAAUCCUGCUAUUUAUUUUCUUGCCCCUGGUUCUUCCAGGCAUUCUAACUCUAAAAGAUUAUGGCCUACCAGCCCAGAUCAUAACAGAAAUCCCAAUUGUCCAAUGUUCUCAUAACUCGGUUGAUAAAAAUUUAGAAGUUUUAUCUGGGAUCACAAUAAUUGUUCAGGGUUUUGUUCUUUCAUAAUCUUCCUUCCUUUUUACUACUUUUGCUGUGGUUGUGUCAGUAUCACUAACUAACAACAAUAUUAUAUACCAACAUUAAUGAAUGUCAUAAGCACUCACUGAACCAGACGUAACUCAUGAUUACAAAAGUAAUAAUAAUAAAGUUGAGGAAAUGGACGUGGUCUCAAUAUAUACAGAAAACUUCAAAUUUUGAGGCUGUGACUAUUUCUUUCUUUACCUACUUCACAGUUGUUUUCUGAUCAUGCUGAUUUGAAUCAAUUUGGUACAUUUUACUACCUGAAAGAUGCCAUAUAAUUGUACCUGCUAGUAGUACAGUAAAGGACUUGAUGGUGUAGUAUUGACAUUGACUUUAAUUUAUGAAUUGAAAGCAAAAUAUUGAAUUUGCUGGAAAAAGGAAAGAGCUGGAAAUACUCAGCAGGUCCACAACAUUUGUGGAGAGAAACUAAUGUAAAUCCACUUCUGACUUUUUUUUAUCAGAAGAGUCAUAUUUACAUUGAUCAGUUUCUUGAAUCCAAGGAAUGGUCCGAUCUCAGGCCUUUAUGGGCCUUCCCCAUUUAUUGUUUUCUUUUGUUGCUGAAAUUCCAAUCUCAUUCUGCGCAUUUGGAGAAGAGCAGUGCAAUUGGAAGCUGAGCAGCGAUAUUGGAAAGAAAAGACUCAUGAAAGAGGUGCCAGCAGAUGGCAGUAUCUUGCUGCUCAGUGUGCCCAAUUCGCUGCUGACAUUUUGCCUGCUUUACACUGAAAAUUUCCAAUAAUUUGGUACGGUGAUGCCAGCGAUGACUCGGUAGACAGCUCGCAUCUGGAGGAGAGAUUCAUACUGCUGCGGUGUUUGUGUGAAAUGGAUGGAUUAUUGUAACUACAAAGCAAGGCGCACAUCAAGAUCGCCAGUGGCGGAUUUAGUCCUGAUCACUUCAUUGCGGAUUGUGUGUGGAUUAGCAGAAGGUUAUAUCCAAAUCACUGUUCGUGAGAAGCUGCAUAUCGGUGCUGUGAUCAGAGUCGGAACCGUCACCAGAACCCGGGGAACGCCCAGCCCAGUGUGUUGAUGCCAAGUCUUUGACCUUGUGCUGUACUGGGACUAUUGGAGAAGAGCAUCACUCUCUCUGUUGCAGAGGGAAAUCCCGCUGGCUUUUCCUAGCCCCACUGACGGCCAAAGAAUUGGGGCUAGGGUGGAUCAGACGUGCGAAGGAAAUCUGCUUUGAAAUUGGAAAACUGGAAAAGGUUCCUGAGUCAGACAUCAGAAGGAGCUUCGACGCCUCUAAGGUGAUCAGUGUUUCCGCGCAAAGAGAAAAGAUAGGAAGGUCUGCGUUAUGAAUAUGAGCGCAGUACCCUAUCAGCAGAAUGCGAAUAAUCUUGGAGGUAUGCCCACAAGCAUCCGCUGCUACAGGUGUGGAGGAGUAUGCAAAGGAGAGGUAGUUCGGGUUCAUAAUAACCACUUUCAUGUCAAGUGUUUUACCUGCCAAGUUUGCGGCUCUGACUUGGCACAAGCAAACUUCUUCUACAAAAAUGGAGAAUAUAUCUGCACAUUGGAUUAUCAACGAAUGUAUGGAACUCGUUGUGACAGUUGUGGAGACUUCAUUGGUGGAGAGGUGAUCUCAGCUCUGGGGAGGACAUUUCAUCCAAAGUGCUUUGUCUGCACAGCCUGCAGAAAACCAUUCCCAGUUGGAGACCGUGUUACUUUCAGUGGGAAAGAUUGUGUAUGCCAGCAAUGCUCUCACACAUUGAUGACUGCUUCUGAGCCGAUAAAGAUUCAUGGACCCAGUCAGUGCGCUGGCUGUGGAGAUGAAAUCAAACAUGGACAGUCAUUACUGGCCUUGGAGAAGCAAUGGCAUGUGAGCUGUUUCAAAUGCCAGUCUUGUGGUAUUGUGCUGACAGGAGAAUAUAUCAGCAAGGAUGGUGUUCCUUAUUGUGAGACUGAUUACCAUUCGCAGUUUGGCAUUAAGUGUGAGACUUGUGACAGAUAUAUCAGUGGGAGAGUGCUGGAGGCAGGAGGCAAGCACUACCACCCAACUUGUGCAAGGUGUGUCAGAUGUCACCAGAUGUUCACAGAGGGAGAGGAAAUGUACCUCACAGGCUGCGAAGUGUGGCAUCCAAUUUGUAAGCAGUCUGCUAGAAUGGAAAAGAAGCUUCGGCACAGGCGUACCUCUGAAACUUCCAUCUCUCCUCCUGGAUCUAGCAUUUCAGGAUCACCAAACCGGGUCAUCUGUGCAAAAGUGGAUAACGAAAUACUUGACUAUAGGGAUCUGGCUGCUCUCCCCAAAGUUAAAACUAUCUAUGAUAUCCAGCGGCCUGAUCUGGUUUCCUACGAGCCAUAUUUCAGAUCCGCAUCAGAAGACAGACUUGAAAGACAUAGUUUUGGGGAGUCACUUGGGAUGCUGUCACCAUACUCACAGGACGUAUAUGAUGGUAUUGAUUUAAGACAGAGGAGAUCUUCCAGUCCUGGAUACAUUGACUCUCCCUUGUACAGUCGACAUGGGAUGUCUCCCACAAUGCCUCGAUCACCUCAACAUUAUCACAGACCAGGCAUUGAAAGUGGCCGGAGUUCACCUUAUUACACCCAGCUAGACAUCAAGCCAAGCCCUGCUCAGACACCUACACAUUUCCAUAUACCAGCAAGUGGAGAAAUCACUAAUAUCUACAGGAAGCCCCCUAUCUAUAAGCGACAUGCAACGAAAAGCAAAACCAGUGAGGAUAUUGUUCAGUCCGCAAGAUACCCAGCAGCUUACUCUCCAGACAUCUUCCAGCAGUCAGAGUCCGAAUACUGGCCUGGCCCAUUUUCACCCAAAGCAUCUAGAUUAAGUCGGAGAUCUUCAUCUGGCGCUGAAGAUGACAGCCAAAAUAUUUGGGACCAGGGUAUUCAGAGGAUACAAAGUGGCAUUAAUCGGUUAAUUCUGAAGGAGGAGAUGAAAGCUAGAUCGGGGAGUUAUGAUAAUGACCCCUGGUCAACACGCAGCUCCACAACAAGUAGGGAAUGUCUGCAGAAUGUAGGCUACGAUUCUCCAGUAAAUGGAUCUCCCAGAGGAACAUAUAUGGGAGACAGUGAUCCACUGAUUUCCAAGUCUGCUUCUCUUCCUGCCUAUAUGAGAAAUGGUUUGCACAGGCCUCAGAGCGCUGACAUUUUCCAAUAUGACAACGACAAUUCUGUUAACUGGGGAAUGAGAGAAUACAAGAUUUAUCCAUUUCAUCUGCUAAUGGUCACUACCAGAGGUCGGAAUAAGUUACCAAAAGAUGUUGACAGAACAAGAUUAGAGCGUCACUUAUCUCCAGAAGAUUUCUACCGAGUGUUUGGAAUGACACUUGGAGAGUUUGAUCGACUUGCAUUGUGGAAAAGAAAUGAACUGAAGAAACAAGCACGGCUUUUUUAAGCACACUUAAGAGUUCCAUUAGAGAAAAGGCAAGAGAAAGUGUAAGGUUUUGCCAAGCCAAGUAUCCAAGACGUUUUAUCAUACAAACUGUUCAUAGUGUUUUCAUAUUGUUACAAUGUAAGAAGCUACACGUAUUCUAUGGAUGUUUUGCAAUUGUUGGUCACUUGUGGGCUGAUAUUUCCAUCAUAUCAUGAAAGUUUUAUGAUGUAAUUAUUAAUCUUCAGAUUUCAUGAGCCCAGAUUCAUGUUUAAAAUUGGAAUUUGGAAAGAUAAUAUGAUUAUUUGUUGUUAGCCUCUUUAUUUAUCGCUUGUUUUAUUCUUGCUUAGUUUUGCUUUUCAAAUCAAUUCUUUCUGCAAGCAUCAAAUUACUUCAUUACAUUUGAUACAUAACUAAAGGAGAAUUAGUUCAUGUCAGAUCUCUGCAGAAGAGAACAUUGCAGACAUAAUGUAUGACUGGGAUAGCUUUUGUGGACAUUGUCCGAAACAGGAAUUGUUCUGAUCUCACAAUUAAGCGCUUGUAUGAUGAUACAGCUUACUGAAAUGAUUAUUGACACUUUUUUCCUCAGUGGAUAUAGAGCCCACAUAAUUGUUUUUCCACUGUCAAUUGCUGCAUCCUGUUGAAUAAAUAAAUAAAUAAUGUAAAUUUGGCUUAAAAUGAUCUGUGCUCAUUUCAAUUAAGGUACAAUGUGUACUUGCAAUUUUUGAUGAGAUGGUCAUGUUGGAAUUCCAGGCUGGAUCAAAAGUGGAGACCAGGAAAAUUGGCUGGCACUGAUUGGAAUUUGAGACAGAAACCAGUUCUUCUGGGAUUCUGUGAUAAUGGGAACUGCAGAUGCUGGAG